Morchella importuna is the source of this 1110-nucleotide messenger RNA. RefSeq lists its product as uncharacterized. The coding region runs from base 1 to 1110 and encodes 369 amino acids. Gene Ontology annotation, biological process: retrograde vesicle-mediated transport, Golgi to endoplasmic reticulum. NCBI's taxonomy places the organism in Eukaryota, Fungi, Ascomycota, Pezizomycetes, Pezizales, Morchellaceae. The record is from RefSeq and is a predicted model, not a curated record. The transcript has a single exon. Gene Ontology annotation, cellular component: membrane; Golgi apparatus.
AUGCCCCCUCGAGUCAACAUCCCCCCCCUGACACGGGCAUCUCUUCUCCUCACAAUAUCCUUAUCCAUCAUCACAGCAACACUCCGGUACCGGGACUUUCUCUCACGUCAAACCCCCGACUCAACGACUUCCCCGGACUUACCAGCAUCUGAGGGUGAAAUACCCGAGGAGUACUUCACCAUACCCUACCUUACGGUGGUCCCCGCAGAAUCUCUCCCCUUCCCGUGGACCUUCUUAACAGCGGCAUUCAUUGAAUCAAAUAUCUUUACUCUUAUCAUCACACUCACAACUCUUUUCUACGGUGGGAAAUACCUUGAGCGCGCGUGGGGUAGCUCUGAGUACGGGAAAUUUAUUCUCGUUGUGGGAAUCAUACCAAACUUCCUAGCGUUCGUUAUAUACCUCAUCACAUUUGCUGUUACUGGGGAUCCAUCAGCCAGCUUUGUCACCAUCUGUGGCGGGGUAGCAUUGCAAGCAGGGUUUUUGGUGGCGUUCAAACAGCUAGUCCCCGAACACACGGUUGACGUGUUUCGCGGCAUCAUCAAAAUUCGGGUGAAACACUUUCCAGCACUGUUUCUCCUUGUCAACACACUAUCGGGACCACUGUUUGGGACGGACGUGGCUGCGAUACUUGCUUGGUUAGGGUUUGGCGCGGGAUGGUGCUAUCUGCGCUUUUAUAAGCGCUCAUUCCCGGAUCUAGGGAGCAACCAGGCGCCUAGCCUUAAGGGAGAUGCAAGUGAGACCUUUGCGAUUGCUUACUUCUUUCCGGACCCAUUAAGUCGGCCUAUUGCAAUUGUCUCGGAGGUCGUAUACAAUCUUCUGGUCACAAUCAGGGUUUGCACACCAUUUUCUGCGGCAGAUAUUUCAGCGGGCAAUACUAGGGCAGAGGCACGUGGUGAUGCAAGGCUGGAAACUUUGUUUGGCGGUGGUCACGGAGGGCAUUCAAGGAGUGGUAGCACGAGUGGGGCACCAGUCCCAGGUAGCGCAAGAGCUGAAGCGGAGAGAAGAAGAGCUUUGGCGUUAAAGGCCCUGGACCAGAGACUACAUGCGGCAGCUAGUAAGCCCCAGGAUGCUGAUAACGGCGGGGAGGGAAGCUCAACUCAAAAUCCAUAA